This is a messenger RNA of Triticum turgidum subsp. durum (durum wheat), 2037 nucleotides long. The record is from the annotation of a GenBank genome assembly. NCBI's taxonomy places the organism in Eukaryota, Viridiplantae, Streptophyta, Magnoliopsida, Poales, Poaceae.
AUGGCAGCAGUCUCAAUGGACGUUGAAGCGGGAAGAGAUGACAAGAAGAAGGGGUUCCACCAAGAUCUGGUCCUAGCUUACAAGACAUUGGGUGUCGUGUUCGGUGGCCUCGUCACUUCACCUCUCUAUGUUUAUCCAUCGAUGAAUCUGACCAAUCCCACCGAGGAAGACUACCUGGGGAUAUACAGCAUCAUGUUCUGGACCCUGACUCUGAUCGGUGUCAUCAAGUACAUAUGCAUAGCUCUGCAUGCCGAUGAUCAUGGUGAAGGUGGCACAUUUGCCAUGUAUUCUCUUCUCUGCCAGCAUGCCAACAUCGGCAUCCUCCCGUCCAAAAAGAUUUACAUCGAAGAAGAGGAUCUGGUCUCGACUGAGCCUGCUGUGACCAGAAGGCCAAGCAGGCUGAGGAGAUUCAUCGAGCGCAGCAUUGUCGCCAGGAGGCUGCUGCUCCUCACUGCUAUAUUGGGCAUGUGUAUGCUAAUCAGAGAUGGCAUUCUCACACCUGCUAUUUCAGUCUUGUCUGCUAUAGAUGGACUGAGAGGCCCUUUCCCAUCCGUCAGUAAACCUGUGGUGGAGGUUGUGUCUGCAGCGAUCCUCAUUGGGCUCUUCCUGCUGCAGAAGUACGGCACGUCGAAAGUGAGUUUCAUAUUCUCGCCAAUCAUGGCUGCGUGGACUUUUACCACACCGAUCAUCGGCAUCUACAGCAUCUGGCGCUAUUACCCUGGCAUCUUCAAGGCCUUGUCGCCACACUACAUCAUUAUGUUCUUCAUGACCAACCAGAAAAGGGGCUGGCAGCUGCUCGGUGCCGAGGCCAUGUUUGCGGAUCUUGGACACUUUAGCAAGAGGUCUAUCCAGAUCGCAUUUCUCACAAGCAUAUACCCCUCCCUCGUGCUCACCUAUGCUGGGCAGACGGCGUACCUGAUCAACAACGUCGAUGACUUCAGCGAUGGGUUCUACAAGUUUGUGCCGCGUCCCGUGUACUGGCCCAUGUUCGUCAUUGCGACACUGGCAGCUAUCGUGGCAAGUCAAUCGCUGAUCUCAGCCACCUUCUCCGUCAUCAAGCAGUCAGUAGCCCUCGACUACUUCCCCCGUGUCAAGGUGGUGCACACCUCCAGGAACAAGGAAGGGGAGGUAUACUCGCCGGAAACCAACUACAUACUCAUGCUGUUCUGUGUUGGUGCCAUCCUCGGUCUCGGCGAUGGUAAGGACAUCGGAAACGCGUUCGGGGUGGUAGUCAUCAUGGUCAUGCUAAUCACCACCGUCCUGCUCUCCCUGGUGAUGCUCAUCAUCUGGGACACGCAUGUGGUGCUUGUGGCACUCUACUUCGUGCCAUUCCUGAUCCUCGAGGGCACCUACGUGAGCGCAGUGUGUACCAAGAUCCUCAAAGGUGGGUGGAUGCCGUUUGCAGUGUCAUUGUUGUUGGCAUUAAUCAUGUUCGGCUGGUACUAUGGUAGACAGAGGAAAGCGGAGUACGAGAUGGCGAACAAGGUAACACUCGAGCGGCUCGGUGAGCUCCUCGCUGGUGCUGACGUGCACCGCGUCUCCGGGCUCUGCUUCUUCUACAGCAACAUGCAGGACUGGCUCACACCGGUGCUCGCGCACUACAUCAGGAACAUGCGGUCAUUGCACAAGGUGACCAUCUUCCUCACACUUCGGUACCUCCUGGUGGCCAAGGUCGAUGCCAAGGACCGUGUGGCCAUCCGGCGGCUUGGGCCCAACGGGGUUUACGGGUGCACGAUACAGUAUGGCUACGCCGACCCGCUCGACACCGAGGAGGACGAACUCGCUGACCUGGUGGUGGGUGCCCUGCGGGACCACAUCACCGAGGAGGAGGUGGCUCUGCUUGAGGAGGCGAGGGAGGCUGGGGUGGUGCACAUCAGGGGCAAGAUGAGGUUCCACGUUGGCAAGGACACGGGAUUCUUCGACCGGGUUCUGCUCGGCUUCUACGAGUUCCUGCACAGCACGUGCCGGUCGGCGCUGCCAGCACUUGGGAUCCCCCUGCAGCAGUGCGUCGAGAUCGGCAUGCUCUCCAAGGCCUGA